This is a messenger RNA of Dentiscutata erythropus, 2124 nucleotides long. NCBI's taxonomy places the organism in Eukaryota, Fungi, Glomeromycota, Glomeromycetes, Diversisporales, Gigasporaceae. The record is from the annotation of a GenBank genome assembly.
AUGGAAAAGUCUACGUCACAAGGACCAAAAAGAAGUCUUUCCUCUGGAUCAACGUUAGUGGGCAACUCUACAGAUGAUCAAAGUUUUUCAAGUUCUAUUGAAGACUAUGAUAUAAACCUAGAAAAUCCCAUAGGUUAUGGUGCGUCUGCAAGAGUAUAUAGUGCCAUAUAUAAGCCUUCGGGCAAAAAGGUUGCAGUCAAAAUGAUUAAUUUGGAUUUUUUUGAGCGAAAUCAAAUUGAUGAAGUGAGGAGAGAAACGCAGUUGAUGUCGCUAUCCAAACAUCCUAAUGUAUUGCGUGUCUAUGGUUCAUUUGUAAACGAGUCUAAUUUAUAUAUCGUAACACCAUACAUGUCAGCUGGUUCUUGCUCGGAUAUCAUGAAGACUGCAUAUCCAGAUGGCUUUGAGGAAGCAGCUAUUGCUACUAUAUUGAAGCAGGCACUUCAAGGAUUAGAUUAUUUACACAAAACUGGUCAUAUUCAUAGAGACGUUAAAGCUGGGAAUUUGCUUGUAGAUGAAGACGGAACCGUUUCACUUGCUGAUUUCGGUGUAUCAUCCUCUCUUACAGAGAAUGGUGAUCGAAGAGGAUUUCGGAGAACUUUCGUCGGCACGCCAUGUUGGAUGGCGCCUGAAGUGAUGAAACAUGCCGAUUAUGACUACAAAGCCGAUAUUUGGUCAUUUGGGAUAACAUCGAUUGAAUUAGCAACUGGAAACGCACCAUUUGCUAAAUAUUCACCAAUAAAGGUUAUUAUGGUGACUCUUUCAAAUGAUCCGCCGACUCUGGACAGAGAUUCCACUAAGCAUAAAUAUUCGAAAGCUUUUAAGGAAAUGAUUGAUCAGAGUUUGCAAAAAGAUCCGUCGAAACGGCUAUCCGCUGAAAAGUUGUUAAAUCAUCAAUUUUUCAGAUUAGCUAAAAGAAAAGAUUAUUUGGUAACGAAGAUAUUACAAAACUUACCAGCACUGGAAAAAAGACCACAUAAAAGAGUUCAGCAAAAACCCAUAACUUAUACCAAGGGGGAAGAUACAUGGGAUUUUCAUGAGACGGAUGAGAUAUUAUUAUCUAGUCAGGAAAUGAAACAUGUCUCGUUUAACAUGAUUUCUGAUGCUGGCGAACUUCCAACGUCAGAGGAGGAUUCAAGUACAGCGACGAAUGUGUUACCAAAAAAGUCACGAUUUUUGAUUGUAGACCAGGAUACUAGCCCUGAAUUGGUUACUCAAUUACCAUCAUCUGUACCAACCACACCAUCUGAUACGUCUUUUACCCAAUUCCCACCUCACUCCCCGUCUUCAAGUGGAUUUCAACAACAAUUGUCUAUCGAGGAACAAUCUCAAGCUAUUAAAAAAGGAAGGUUCAGUGUAACAGAACGUACUGUGUCAAACGACUCGCAACUUGAACAUGAAAGUCAACGCCCUCCUUUGGAAAGAGAGCAAUCCAACGAAAAUAUUACAGAUAAAAAGAGUCGGUUUGAAGUUCAACAAAAAACUAUACCUCCUUCGAGUGUUCCUGCUGCUGCUGCUACUACUAUUGUAAAUAAUGAUUCCAAUGAAGAUGGUGGAUCUACGGAUAUCAUGACCACCGAAAAACCUACGAGCGAUGAGAAGUCUACUACGAGCACUAAAAAAGGAAGAUUUCAAGUUCAAACAAAGGCCAAUAGUUCUACGUCUUCAUCAGGAAACAUAUCAGAGGUGACAUGUUCACCGCAAUCCACUAUCACGGGCCACUCUCCUAGUGUCUCCCCAACCUCAUCCAUUUUACGCGGACAAAUGAACACUAACACAGUGACUAUACAAAUCAAUACAUUAUUACGACAAAACGAACUCCAACGCUCUGUGUUGAGUGACUUGCUUGGCCUUUGUGGAGAUACGACUUCUUUAGAUGCUAGAUUACUUUCACAACCACUACAAUAUCAAAAUCCACAACCGUUUCAAAACGGGAAUUCCGAAUUUCAUAUAAGUUCGUCAAAAGAAAUGUCCGAUUAUUUAAAUAAUAUUGAUCGCCAGUUUCAACAUAUAUUGCGUGAGAACGAAGAUCUACGGAAAGAAAACGAAAAUUUGCGAAGGGAGGUUGAUAGAUUGAGAAAACUUCAACCGGUUUCAACAACAAAUAAUGCACCUGAUUUGAUUUAG